Messenger RNA from Owenia fusiformis, 2352 nucleotides. The record is from the annotation of a GenBank genome assembly. Lineage: Eukaryota; Metazoa; Annelida; Polychaeta; Sabellida; Oweniidae.
UUAUGUUCCCCACUUUAGCUAUUUUAUAUCCAAAAAUUGAUCAGAAAUCUCUCUAUGGCACAUGGGCUUGUAGAGAAGAGGUAAUCAAAUCCAAACUAUUAGCAUAAAUUUGGGAUAAAUUGAGAUAACUUCUAAGAUAUAAAUUAUGCAAUUUGAUUUGGGAUUAUUGAGUAAAACAACAAAAAUAAGCGUAUACCUGAAUGCAUGAAUUUCUAUUUCUAUUAUCGCCCACUGACCUACAUCCGGGACUUUCGCCAACUUUCCAAGAUGGACGACGAGACUGAAAAAAAUUCCAAGAAGAAAAUCUCUGGUAGCAGCUCCAAUGUAGCAGAUCCCAAGAUCUCUAGUAGCCAACUUGCGGAAGAAUGGGAAAAUUUUGCAAGUCUCAUUGCGGAACCUCCAUUGGAGAAGAAAGCCACAAAACCAUCGAAAAGUGAUGAGGACUCAUCAUCUUCAGAAUCAUCAUCAGAUUCCUCAUCUAGUUCAAGCUCGUCAUCAGAUUCUGAAGAAGAGAAAGAAAAAUCUAAAAAGUCAAAGAAAAAGAAGAAAGUUAAAAAGAGAAGGAAGCGAGAGAGUAGCAGCGAUUCCAGCAGUUCUGACGAGGAAGACUCCAAGAAGAAGAAAAAGACAAAAACUGAUGUGAAAGCAGCAGAACAAGCUGUGGUUGAAAAAACUGAGACUAUAAAGUUCAAGAAAACAUCUGGAAAGAAUUAUCGCACCAAGGCUAGGAGUCGUAGUCGAUCCCCUGGUAGUCACAGAGAUAGACGUCAUGGUAGUCGAAGUAGAAAACAUAGGAAAAGAAGUCGCAGUCGUAGCAGGAAUCGCAGUCCAGGCAAACAUCGUGAAAGAAAACACUCCACUGGAAAGAAACGAAGUCGUAGUCGAAGCAGAGAUAGAAAAAGAAGUAGAAGGAGUAGAAGCAAUGACAAAAAACGAGAAAGUCCAAGUAGAAACAAAGAUAACAAAGACCGUAAAUCAAGUAAGGAUAAAGAGAAAAAGCGAAGUCGAAGUAAAAGUAAAGAGCGGAGAAAACGCAGUCGUAGCCACAGCAGAGACAGAAGGAGACAUAGAAGUAGGAGCAAAGAGAGAAAAUCACAUAGACGGAGAAGUCGAAGUCGGGACCAUAAAAAGAAAUCAAGUGGACAUGAUCGUCAUCGUAGAAGUAGAAGCCGGGACAGACAUCAUAGAAGUUCAAAAGAUCGGCCUACAAAGCGCAGUAAAUCUAGAUCUCCAAGGGCUAAAAGUCGCAGUAUCAGUCCAUUCCGUGGCAAGCGAAUUUUUAAAGGACUUGGUCGCAAUAGUUUUAACAGUAGAAGUAGAAGUAGGUCACCUGUAAGGCAUAGGGAUAGGUAUGGGAAAAGGCCCUCUCCAAAUAGACCAACUUUUAAGGAGUCUUUGAAACAGAAGCUAGUUGAGGCCCAGAAAGUUUUCAAUGAGACUGGCAAGCUGCCAGAGCCUGACAACCUAAAGGAGCUGAUAAAAGCGAAUGAGAAGCCAAGUGAUCUCCCAUUAGCAGACGCUGCAACCCUAGCUGCUUUAACUAAAGAGGGUGUUAUAACUCCACAAUUAGCUCUCAUGCACUCAAUGGCAGCUAUGCACCAGAAGGCUCAAGAGAUGACAGGAGUGGCUGUUCCAAAGUAUUACAACCCAGCUGCUGUCAAUCCAUUGAAAUAUGCAGAACAGAUUAAGAAAAGGAAAUUACUUUGGUCCAAAGCCAAAGAUAACAAAGAGGAAACAACUGGGCAAUGGAAAGGUGCGUUAUUCAUGCAAGAUAAUGAGGGAAAAACCUCAGAAAAAUUCAAGAAACUUAUGGGAAUGAAAGACGUUGAUCUAAAAGACGAUGAGAAGUUAACAGAGGAACAACAGAAAAAACAAAUGGAACUGUAUCGCAGACUUGAUCAAGAUUAUGAGUUGGCUCGUAUGACAACUCAUACACACAGAGGGGUAGGAUUAGGUGCAGUAUCAGCAGGGCCACUAUUAGCCCCUGGUUCUGUGGCCCCUGGAUCUAUAGCCCCUUUGUCAGUUCCUGCCUCUGCAAUUCAGAAGAAGGAUCCUCCUUAGAGAACGGGAAUCAACUGUUAGAUUUAAUUUUAGUGGAAUUGGGACUGGGUUUACUAUUUGUUGACUUUAUUCAUUGUCAGAAAAUGAGAUCUUCAGAUUCAGACGAUUCAACAAUGCUCCUUUUCUCAUUAACUGACUGUCAAAGGGCAUUUCAUAGCAUAGCAUUAAUGGAGUUACAAAAAUGAAAAAAAGGUACUCAAAUACAAUACAAUCAUCCUCCGACCACAGGGCUUCAAAAUCCAGAAUAUAUUCUUUCUUUUUACCCCCUGCGAUAAGCAGUUAGCAUUUCCC